Molecule: messenger RNA, 960 nt
Organism: Parnassius apollo (apollo)
Lineage: Eukaryota; Metazoa; Arthropoda; Insecta; Lepidoptera; Papilionidae
Source: the annotation of a GenBank genome assembly
AUGCGAGCCGCCAGCCGAGCGCGAGAAGUUGCGCGGUCACCUAGCAGCCCUCCGCAUCCAUCACCCCCACCAGAAGGCUUGGUGUCGGCUGGGUCUUCUCGGACUCAGCAAGCGGCACCCGCCGAUGGUGGAGCACAUCGCAUGCGUUGGUCACAAGCAAUGAACGCAAACGCACUGCGGGCGUACUUUAGGGCAAAAGGGGAUGACACUGGAUGUUUGGCGUAUCGGGCAAGGAUGCAUCGUCUUUUUGCUGAGCUGGAGCCAUCUUUAACUGUCAAAGAGCAAAACCUGGCAGACCGAGUUCGGUAUAUCUUGCCCUCAAAUAUAUAUGAUGUCGCCGAACUCGAACGGCUACGACGUGAGGCUGUUCCCUCAUCGGAUGAAAAUGCUACAGCUGAAGAUGCGGUGCCAAAAAUUGUAGAGCAACCCGCAAACGUGAAUACCGCCGUGAAUACCCCAGUUGUGAUUGAUUUAAACGAUGAUGGAACAGUCGCCCAGGAACUGGAAUUAGAGCAUAUGAGGAGUAAAUUGGAAGAGGCGAUUGUGGAAACGCGCAGUACGCCAGACACUGUAGCAUUCUGGCGCGGCCUGUGGUCAGAGCCCUUAAAUCACAGCGAGGGCCCUUGGACGGAAGUUGUGGCGAGUCAAUGUGCGAGUAUACUGUCCAUGGACCCCGUCAUUAUAACACCGGAUGACGUAGCUGAGGCAGUCCGUAGGGCCCCGAACUGGAAAAGCCCGGGACUCGUCGGGCUGCAUCACUACUGGCUGAAGGGGUUCGUGGUUUUAGACGAAAUUAAAUCUAGAGCUGAACAAAAUAUAACAGUAGCACAAACCAUGGCUGAUCUCAACCUACUCACAUCCACUACUUCACAUGUAACUACAAAAUGUGAUAGUCCAGACAAACAUAUCUCUGAUAAUCAUAACUUUACAGAUAACGCACAAAAUUCUCAUUUAUUAUAA